Dissoconium aciculare CBS 342.82 is the source of this 1929-nucleotide messenger RNA. RefSeq names its product DEAD-domain-containing protein. Gene Ontology annotation, cellular component: nucleolus. Lineage: Eukaryota; Fungi; Ascomycota; Dothideomycetes; Mycosphaerellales; Dissoconiaceae. The coding region runs from base 1 to 1929 and encodes 642 amino acids. Gene Ontology annotation, molecular function: nucleic acid binding; ATP binding. The transcript has 2 exons. The record is from RefSeq and is a predicted model, not a curated record.
AUGUCACAAUCAGAGAUACAAGAGAAGAAACAGCCAAAAUCGUUUGAAGCGCUUACGCCUGAGCUGUCAACAUGGAUUUUGGAUUUCACUCAAAGCAUGGGUUUUGCCCGGACCACUCCUGUGCAGGCCAUGGCGAUUCCGCUACUGAUGGGCAACAAAGAUUUGGUGGUUGAGGCAGUCACAGGAAGCGGCAAGACACUCAGCUUCUUGAUUCCACUGGUCGAAAGAUUACUCAAGGCUGAAGAGCCUAACAAAAAGGGAUACGUUCGAUCGAUCGUCAUCGCACCGACCAAGGAACUUGCAACACAGAUUUACGACGUUCUCAAAGGCUUGGUGGAAUUCCAUUCACAUUCAGCUGCAGCAUGUCGGCCUCCUACUCCUCCAGAGGACAGCGAGGACGAGGAUGCAUUGGAUGGGUUUGUCAAGCCUGUUGUGUUGACAGGGCCGAGUGUCAUUCCACAGCUGUUAGUCGGAGGUCGCACUAAGCUAUCAGAAGACACAGCGACGUUCACGACUCUGAACCCAAAUGUGUUGGUUGGAACACCAAAGCGACUAUUGGAGGUGAUACAAUCCUCGAAGGUCGUGCUCAAACGGCAUUGGUUCGACCUACUCGUUCUUGACGAGGCGGAUCGAUUACUUGAUGCCAAUUUCAAAGAGGACCUUCAAAGGAUCUUGGACCUCCUACCAAAGGAACGACGAACCGGACUUUUCAGUGCAUCAGUCUCCGAAGCGGUCAACGAGCUUGUGAGAGUGGGGAUGCGAUAUCCUUUCAAGAUCAGUGCCAAAGUACGCAGUAAGUCCGGUGCACUCGACAAGCGGACGCCGGAGAGCCUGAGGUUGUAUCAUGUCACAUGCAAAGCGUCCGCCAAAAUCCCAUACCUGCGCAGGAUUCUGGCAGCAACUAAAACGGAAAAAUGCAUACUGUACGUGUCAACGCGUGCUAGUGUUGACUAUUGGAAUCACGUUCUGCCUUCACUUCUCGAUAUGGCUGUGUACCCAUUACAUGGCGACCACAAAGCUCCUAUCCGCAUGAAAAACUUAAAUCGAUUUCGAGAUUCUGUCGCCCCCGCAAUGCUUCUGACAACGGAUGUCCUCGCGCGAGGAAUCGAUAUUCCCGAUAUCGAUUUAGUCGUGCAGCUAGAUGCUCCAAUCCAGCCGAAAGACUUUAUCCAUCGAUGCGGUCGUUCUGGUCGAGCUGGUAAGCGGGGCGUUGCGGUCACAUUCCUCAACGAAGGCUGCGAGGAGGAUUAUGUCAAGUACCUAGAUUUGCAGGGAACAAGGCUUGAGCCGUAUCCCGAUACGCCUGUCCUCCCGCCAGCGGAAAUUUCCGAUGCGAUUACGACGAUCCGGAAAACGUUAACGCAGAAGCGUGAACUACACGAUCGCUCCCAAAAGGCAUUCGUCAGCUGGGUCCAGGCUUACAGUAAAACACUGCCAUCAGACAUUUUCGAUGUGAAGCGACUAGACUGGCCAGAAAUCGGGCGCUCGUGGGGAUUAUUACAAUGGCCGAAAAUGCCCGAGCUUAAGCGAUACUUCCCCACCGCUUCGCAGAAUCGCACGUACGAGCUUGAUCUCCCUGCAGACUUCCGGCUCGACACCCUCGCGUACACAGACAAGGUGCGGGAGUCCAAACGACAGGAGUAUUUAGCGACUAUCGCACGUGGUGAACGUCCAGAGCUACCCAAGCGCCUCGGCGGAGCGCUCGCUGAGAUGCAACGCAGAAAGGCGAAUGCCUGGAGCUCACAGAAAGAUGCAAAGGCACUGAAGGAGGCGCGCAGGGAGAAGAAAGUCGUCCGAAGGCAAGCGGAGGGUCAUGCGAAGAUGAGCGAGUCUGAAAAGCUGAAGGCCGCAGAGCUGAGGGCGCUGAUUGAGAAGGUCAGAUUGCAGAAUGCGACGGCCGAGGAGUCAUUUGAAGGAUUCGAUGAUUGA